Leptopilina boulardi is the source of this 2787-nucleotide messenger RNA. RefSeq lists its product as uncharacterized. The transcript is spliced from 4 exons. Bases 1 to 2787 code for a protein of 928 amino acids. The record is from RefSeq and is a predicted model, not a curated record. NCBI's taxonomy places the organism in Eukaryota, Metazoa, Arthropoda, Insecta, Hymenoptera, Figitidae.
AUGACUAGCGAAAUUGAAGCUCAUCGACAAAGCCGUACAAAUUGCAAAACAAGACUAACUAAAUUUAAAACUUUUUUGGAUAAAUGUAUAAUCGAAAAUACGGCGGUCGAGGAGAUUCAGCUUCGUCUAAAUAAAAUGGAUGAGAAUUGGAAGGAAUAUGAUAAAGCGCAAUUGGGUCUUGAGACAUUGGCUCCGAGUGCAAAUCGUGAGAUUGAACGUAGUGAAUUUGAGGAAAUUCAUUUUAGAUAUUGUACUAUGGCUACGAAAAUGAUAAGCGAUCAUAGACAAUCUCUGUCACCGGAGCCAGGGUCUCAUGGUGGGGAGGUGAAUCACCUUACUCGCAUAGCACAAUUAGAGGCGGAGCUUAAUGCUCAGCGUAAAAAAGAGUUAGUAAAUUUGCGGGAACUUGUCGCGAGAAACACCACACCCAGCGAUGAAACAUUUGAAAAAGUGAGAAAUAUUCGUUUACCCACGUUGACGUUACCCACCUUUUCGGGUGGAUAUGGGGAAUGGCUAGGGUUUCGCGAUGCGUUCUCUGCAAUUAUUCAUGACGAUCCUUCAAUACCUAAAAUUCAAAAGUUGCGUUAUUUGCAAGCAAAAUUAAAGGGGGAAGCCGCGCAGGUAAUUGAAAGCAUCGAGACUUCCAGCGACAAUUAUGACGAAGCAUGGGAUCUUCUUAAAGAAAGAUUUAAUAAUGAGAGGGUCAUUAUUCAAAAUCAUAUGCAGGCAAUAUUCGAUUUAUCAAUUAUUAGUCGCGAAUCAGUUACAUGCUUGCGUACAUUUUAUGACGGGAUACUUCGGCAUAUGCGUGCGCUGAAAGUCUUGAAAGAGCCCACUGACAGCUGGGAUACACCCAUGAUAUGCUUGCUUACUGCAAAAUUGGAUAAAGAUUCUCGACGGGAGUGGGAAAAAGCGGUGAGUGGGAAUAGAAUGCCUAAAUUUGAUAGAUUUCUGGAAUUCCUGCGCGAUCGCUGUCAAUUGUUAGAAGCUAUAAACGCUGGUUGUGGUGAGAGUAACAAACUGAAUACAAGGCCGAGUAAUAAAUUGCAAACAAACAAUGAAAAGAAAUUAAUAGGAAAAUCCUUUUUAAAUGCGCAACCAAUAAUUUCGUGUUAUAAUUGCAAAAAUAAUCAUGUAGUCAAUAAGUGUCCAGAGUUUUUGAAUUUAUCAGUGAAUGAUAGAAAAGAACUGAUUAGCAAUAACGAAGGUUGCGCAAAUCAAGCUAAAAAUUUACAUGUUUGCAAUGCAUCGGCGGUGAUGUUGUCAACUGCAAUCGUAGAUAUGUUUGAUUGUAACGGGAAAAAACUCGAGUGUCGCGUUUUAUUAGAUAGUGGUUCCCAACCCAAUAUCAUCACAACUAGAUUUGCAAAUUUGUUAAAACUAAAAACAAGAAAAACUAAUGCAUCAAUUCAAGCAAUUAAUAAUCAGGAAAUAAAUAGCUUAGAAUGGAACAUCCCUCUUGCUGAUUCAAAUUUUUAUAAGCCUUCACAGAUCGAUGCACUGAUUGGCGCUGAAUUAUUUUACGAUCUCCUCUGUACUGAAAGGAUUCCAUUGACACUCCCACGUACUCACCUGCAAAAUACUAAGAUUGGAUGGAUUGUUACUGGCAAGAUCAACAAUAGUGAUCAAGGGAAUCAUGUGUCCUGUAAUUUGAUUCGGGAUCAACUACAUCAGCAAAUAGAAAGAUUUUGGGAAAUCGAGGAACUUGUGGAUGAGCGAUACUUCUCCGCGGAAGAGGAAGCGUGCGAGCAUCAUUUUCGAGAAAAUGUUCAACGCGAGCCAUCGGGACAAUAUAUGGUCCGAUUACCACUGAAGGAGGAGGUGAAAUCUCUUGGAUCAUCUUAUGAUACAGCUCGCAGACGAUUCUUUGCUUUAGAGAAAAAACUCGAAAAGGAUCCCAAAUUAAAAAAUAUGUACCACCAGUUUAUGCAAGAAUAUUUGGACCUGAAUCACAUGGAAGAAGUUAAUUCGAAUGAAAGGGAUGGAUACUUGAUUCCUCACCAUGCGAUACUCAAGGAGAAAAGUCUAACGACCAAGUUGAGAACAGUUUUUAACGCGUCAGCCAAGACAAAUUCAGGAGUGUCCUUGAAUGAGGUGAUGAUGGUGGGACCAACCAUUCAGGAUGGAGUGAUGGAGUUGAUGCUUCGUUUUAGAUUGCCCAAGAUUGCCCUAGGAGCGGACACUGAAAAGAUUCAACCUAUCAAGAUUUUUCAAUUGAGAAUAAUUACGUAUGGAACAUCUGCUGCCUCGUUUCUUGCAACAAGGUGUUUAGCGCAAAUAGCCGAAGAUGAAAGAUCAUCAUAUCCAGAAGCAGCGGUAGUUUUGCGUGAUGAUUUCUAUGUAGAUGACUUAAUGACUGGGAGGGAUUCAUAUGAGGAGGCUGAUCGAUUGGUCAAGGACAUGAUGGAAUUGACAUCUAAGGCGGGUCUUCGAUUGUGCAAGUGGGUCUCGAAUGAUGCAAGACUUACCAAUUCGCUACCAGAUAGUCUGUCUAAUUUACGCAAGAGUUUAAAUGAUAAUCAAACCACAACAAAGACCUUGGGCAUUGUUUGGGACACGUUUGCUGACGAGCUUGGAUUUGAUGUGAACAUUAAAGAAGAAUCAGAAGUCAUUACCAAAAGAUCAAUCUUGUCAGAGACUGCUCAAUUUUAUGAUCCUCAAGGGUGGAUUGCUCCGGUUAUCAUCGUGGCAAAAAUGGAAAUGCAGCAACUUUGGAAAAUGAAGGCAGGAUGGGAUGAUACACUUCCGGAAGAGAUGGAACGAAAUUGGCGAGUUUUCCGUGAUUAG